Molecule: messenger RNA, 4844 nt
Organism: Nomia melanderi (Alkali bee)
Lineage: Eukaryota; Metazoa; Arthropoda; Insecta; Hymenoptera; Halictidae
Gene: phr6-4
Product: (6-4)-photolyase
Biological process (GO): circadian regulation of gene expression; negative regulation of DNA-templated transcription; entrainment of circadian clock by photoperiod
Cellular component (GO): cytoplasm; nucleus
Molecular function (GO): FAD binding; DNA binding
Source: RefSeq, a predicted model, not a curated record
ACGUCACCGUGAAUCGCACGCUGAAAGAACGAUAACGCGCCGUAUGUUCGCGCGAGCGGCAAUUCGGUCAAGGGUAUUGCAUAGGCAUAGGCCUGGUGUAACGGACUUACGUAACGCGAAGCGGUUCCGACGGUUGCGUUUCGUGCAAACCCUAUCGUGGCGCGCCAACGAAAUCGCGGCGAAGAAUGCGGAAAAAUUGGAGACCGAUUGAAACACACGGUUUCAUGGAGCGAGUCGUGCGCGCGUGUGUGCGUGAGCAUGCAAUAGAGAGAUAGAGACAGUUCGCCGGUGCACGGGUGCUCUUUGCGCGCUUCCAAAUCUUUCAUUGUGGACUUUCAAACCUGUACCGCCGAGCCGGCUAGACAAAAACUGGAAUUUUAUGGCGCGGGGAUCUGGCGAGCCUCGGCGAGAGUAAUUGCGACACAGGCAGCCUGUUGCGCGGGGAACGGCGAAGUAAUGGGACGACGUGUGCACGCCACUUUCCCCGUGAUGUUUGGCACUCGACUGUGGAUCUUUAUGGAAAUUCAAGUUUCUAAGAAUGCGAUUGGGAAAAUAGCAUUACGAUAGAGAAUGGUAAUAAAUAUUGCAAGAAGCACACUUUGUUCUCUAUGUUUCAACGUCGAGCCUUAUCUUCCCACUAUCAGUAAACAUAGAUUCCCAAUGAUCCCGGAAAUCCUUCGUAUCGUACGCAGUUCUCGCGCAGUUGCGACAGAAAUCGUAAACCAAAGAAUUGUAUAACGAACGGAGACCGUCGAUCGCUCCGAACUUCCGUGAAGAGUACCCGCGAGCUACGAAGCAGAUCCCGAUCUCGUGGAAAAGCUAUCUCGAGUUCCACGCAUCUCCUUCGUUAACCGUAAUUACCGAAGAAAGUAAAAAAAGACCGUGCGGAAGAGGAGGAACGGAGGAGAGACAGCGGAGAGGGUAAGAUAGACGAGGGGACAGAGAGGCGCGUAAGACGAGAACCACGGCGGUUGCAACGUGACCGUGUAACCACGUGAUCGAGUAGGCCAAUUGGAAGGUACGCGGUGCCGUGGUCACGUUGCACUCGGCGUGGCUCGCGUUCCCCUCGCUCUUACUAGCUGCGCCUCUCCUUCCCCACAUGCUCGCUUUCAUGUUGCGCGUUCGCAUAUUGCGAGCAACCGUUCCCCCAAGUCGCGCCGCGUUUCCCGUGUCGACGAAAAUCGGAAAAGCGACCCGUCAGUUCUCCAAAUCCAUCGCCAGCGAUCGCGACGAUCCGCGGAAGAGCCGUCGAUUCGAAUACUGCUGGAGCGUGUGCGUGAAAGGGAGCGCGGGUCGCCCACGACCCGAGACGAUGGUACCGCCGACGUGAUCGUUUUGCGCGGCGAAGAAGACCGAGCCCAGCGCAGUGUCUGUCUCGCGGUGCACGCUGCGAUUACCCGCGUGCGGAGUGUGCCUGCGUGUGUGCGCGCCUCCUGGAUUACGUCUAUGAAGCAUCGCUGAGGACAGAGCGGAGGUCGCUCCGAAGCUUGACCUAUCCAACCUAUCCAUUUGAUAGCCCUAGCUACCGUGUGCUAAUGAAUAGAGCUGCCGCACGGUGCACGUGAGUGUCUCUUCUAUCCAGUGCGUACUCGACUCCUCUUCCCCGUGUGCGUGAUUACUUUCGCGAUAAGCGGCCCUGUCCGCAUCGACAGCCAAAGAACUGCGUCCAGUUUGGCCGGCUAUCGGAUGGAAUGUCCUUGUUCCCGCGCGACCAGCGAGUCCUGAAGACCGUGCCGCGGGAUCGUCCUCGUUGAUGGGACUCGCACGCUGGUUUCAUGCCGCAGCCCUAGGUGCCCCACGCGUCUUCCGGCUAGAUGACCGUCGCUUCGACGAUUCCUGCCAGUCCGUCGAUCGUUUGAACGAUCGAGUGCCACGGUUAGCAGAGGAACAGCUCGUAGCGAGGUGAGGACGACGGAACCGUGCGGCGCGUAGAACCUCGGCCACGGGAAAGGUGCCACAAUCGAUUCGUCAGAAUGACGGUGCUCUGAGGGUGCACGUUCGGGCCCAAGGUCGCGGACUCCGGCCACGAAGAGAAGACGCUGCAUAUCGGAUCUCUCCUGGGAGGCAGCCGGAGGAAAGAACGCGGUCGCUUGACAGGACACUGGAUAGGACCAUUCUUAACGAGAAAAGGGAAGGGAACUCGAACAAGCGGGGGGAGCGAAGUCAACGGUCAGAUGCGUUCUUCGGAUUGAACGACCGAGCGUGAUCGUGUCGCUGGAGGAGACGAAGGACAGGUAGAUAGAAGGAGAAAAGACCGGUGUUCGACAAGACGUGAAAGACGCUUUCCGGGUCGCGAAGAAGCAGCAAAAGUGACGGAGGCACGGGUGGCGGACGAGGAGGAGGAGGAGGACGAGGGUGAGGAGAAGGCGGAGGAUAAGAUGACGGGCAGCCGGAACAGGGAUAUAAAUCCGGAAGUGGGGAUCCGCGCGGAGGGACAGAAACACACGGUCCACUGGUUCCGCAGGGGUCUAAGACUGCACGAUAAUCCUUCAUUGAGGGAGGGUCUGGCAGGCGCGUCCACCUUCCGAUGUGUCUUCGUGUUGGAUCCAUGGUUCGCUGGCAGUACGAACGUCGGCAUCAAUAAAUGGAGGUUCUUGCUACAAUGUCUGGAGGACCUCGACUGCUCCCUCAGGAAACUGAACUCGAGGCUGUUCGUGAUACGCGGACAACCGGCGGACGCUCUGCCGAAACUGUUCAAGGAAUGGGGCACGACGAACCUGACUUUCGAGGAGGACCCGGAGCCCUUCGGCCGCGUGCGGGACCACAACAUCUCCGCGUUGUGCAACGAACUCGGUAUCUCGGUGGUCCAAAAGGUCUCGCACACGCUCUACAAGCUGGACGAGAUCAUCGAGAAGAACGGGGGCAAGCCGCCGUUGACGUAUCAUCAAUUUCAAAACGUCGUCGCUGGCAUGGACCCACCGGAACCGCCGGUGCAGACCGUCACAUCCGUUUGCGUCGGAUCAGCUUACACACCUCUGAAGGAGGACCACGACGAUCAUUACGGUGUACCGACCCUUGAGGAGCUCGGUUUCGACACGGAAGGACUUCGACCGCCCGUCUGGGUCGGGGGUGAGAGCGAGGCGUUGGCGCGACUGGGCCGUCACCUUGAGAGGAAGGCUUGGGUGGCCAGUUUUGGCAGGCCGAAAAUGACUCCGCAAUCCUUGCUGCCCAGUCAGACGGGUCUGUCGCCUUACUUGAGAUUCGGUUGCCUGAGCACGAGGCUGUUCUAUUAUCAGCUCACUGAUCUAUAUAAAAAGAUAAAGAAAGCGGUGCCUCCGCUCUCGUUGCACGGCCAGCUUCUCUGGCGCGAAUUCUUUUACUGCGCCGCCACCAAGAAUCCGAACUUCGACCGGAUGCAGGGGAACCCGAUCUGCGUGCAGAUUCCCUGGGACAAGAACGUCGAGGCUCUCGCCAAGUGGGCAAACGGACAGACUGGAUUCCCGUGGAUCGACGCGAUCAUGACGCAGCUGAGAGAGGAGGGCUGGAUCCACCAUUUGGCCAGGCACGCUGUCGCCUGCUUCCUUACCAGAGGAGACCUUUGGAUUUCCUGGGAAGAAGGGAUGAAGGUCUUCGAUGAGCUCCUACUGGACGCGGACUGGUCGGUCAACGCAGGAAUGUGGAUGUGGCUGUCGUGCAGCUCCUUCUUCCAACAAUUCUUCCAUUGUUACUGUCCCGUGAGAUUCGGCAGGAAAGCUGAUCCAAAUGGCGACUACAUCAGACGCUACUUACCGGUGCUAAAGAACAUUCCUACGAGAUACAUCCACGAGCCAUGGAACGCCCCGCUCAGCGUGCAACGUGCCGCCAAGUGCAUCAUCGGGCAAGACUACUCGUUGCCCAUGGUGAACCACAGUAAGAGCUCGAGGAUCAAUAUCGAAAGGAUGAAACAGGUUUAUCAACAGUUGAACAAGUAUCGGGGUAACGGUUGCUUGGAAAAUUUCAGUUUCUUCUUUGCGGUUACAGGAACCUCCCUCAAAGGCGAGACCGUUGGUUUGCUGAACACGUUGCCGCCACCUUCGGUCAAGGAGAAGGAAGAGGAAAAGAAGAAACAACCGUCGCCGUCUCCGGAGAGUCAGCCGACCAAGGCGACGCAGAAGCAGCAGCAACAGCAACAACAGCACCAGCACGCGCUCCAAUAACAAUCGGGGCUGCGUUGAACUGUCUCGGCGGUUAAGAAGUUCAUUUUCAAUUUACAGAGACACAUUUAUCCGCGUUUCGCCAUCCGAGAUCGGUUCCUUCGACGCGUACCAGUGGAAUUGACUUGUUCACCUGUUAAAAGAGGACGAUCGAGGAACUUGGAAAAGCAUUACACGCGUCGUACAUCCCGAGGAACGCGACGGACACGCGUUAUGCAUUUCGAAGCGACUGGUCGCGAGUGUUUCGGGGCUGAUGAAUGGGACAAUGACGGAUCGUUCGGCAAAUAUAAUCAAGCGCGAGCCGACCCGUCCAUAUCCGGCCGACAGGUUAAGAGGAUUUUGCGCGAUUGUUUUCGAACACGCGCGGAAUCCACGCAGUGACUCAUUUACCGCGUCGCUUUAACAGCUAUCCGCGGAUCUUUAUGCGUAUUCAAGUCUUUAAGAAUAUAAUUAACGAAGUAGAAUCACGAUACUCCGGACACUUCGUGUACUUUUCGCCUCCUGUGCAAUGUUGCGCCUUCAAAUGAACGCGUAAAGGUCCGCGCGGUCGAAUUGUCGACGAUCGGGAGAACGACCCAGCCUCCCGGAACCGCGGAGAGAAAAGGAAUUGCAACGUCUAUUUUCAGAGAGCAGAGUUAGCGAUGACGCGCGCUCUAUAUUCUUAUCGCUGUACAUAAAAACACGCGCGUCACGAAUAAAUUUUUCAUUCAA